Messenger RNA from Salpingoeca rosetta, 2319 nucleotides. RefSeq lists its product as uncharacterized. The transcript has 2 exons. The coding region runs from base 1 to 2319 and encodes 772 amino acids. The record is from RefSeq and is a predicted model, not a curated record. NCBI's taxonomy places the organism in Eukaryota, Choanoflagellata, Craspedida, Salpingoecidae.
AUGAUGACGGGAGAGAGGAAGAGGGAGGCAGCGUUGCUGGCGCGGAUGCGCAAGGCGGAGGAGGAGGCUGAGGAGCUACACGUGCAGGCGCAGGAGCUGAACAAGCAAGCAAGCUACGAUGAGGCCGUGCUCGUGUAUCGGCAGUAUCGGCAGCGGGACGACGACGCCAUCGAGCUGGCUCUGCGCAUCGCAAAGCUCAGGAAGCGCCAACGACGCAGACGCAAACAACAACUACAGCAACAACAACAGCAGCAACAACAACAACAGCAGCAGCAAGCAUGUGACAAGGAAGGGGAUCGUCCCGCCAAAGCAGCCAAGAUGAUGACCAUGAAGGACACGCCGCCAGAAAGCAGUUGCGCUAGCACAAACACCGGCAGCAGCAAAGCAGCAACAGCAGUAACGGCAGGCGCAAAGACGAAAAGCAGGUUCAACUUGGCCGCAAUACCCACUGCACCCUUCCAGCCACAAACACAAACACAGCCACAGCAGCAGCAGCAGCAGCCACAGGCAAAGGUACAGCCACAGAGCCAACAGGCCAAGCAGCAACAGCAGCAGCAGCAGCAGCAGCAGCAGCAGCAGCAGCAGCAGCAGCCAAAUCACCCGUUCCUGCCAACUGUGAUGAUUGAGGAUAUCAAUUCAUUGGCAACGCCAUUUGCAGAGAUGGACAGUGCCCCUGACCCUGCACCCUCUCUCCUUGCCGGCAUGCGCGCCAACAGCAAUGGCGAGAGCACUGCCACCACAACCAACGAUGAUUUUGCUGACGACGACGACGAUGACAAUGACGACGGUGAUGACGACACCCUCUCCGUGUCCAGCAGUGACGACAGCGAUGACAGCGAUGACAGCGAGGCAAUGGCAAGCGGGUACCGGUUCAGCGCGCUGUUUCCUGCGCUGCCUGGUGCGUGUGCUCGCGAGCGGCGGCUAGCGCGGUGCCGCUGCCUUGGGGCCGUGUUGGGCGCCGUUGUCGGAGACGCUUCGGCCAACGGCGUGCAGUGGGUGUAUUCGCCGGAGAAGCUGCGGCGGUUUGAGGCGCAGCAGGUGCGACGUCACGGCCACGCCGGCCUCGAGUUUAUGGAUCCGCCUGCCAACGAGCACUUCACGUACGAGGUGGGCCGCAACUCGCCUUACGGCGAGCAGGCGCUGGUGCUGCUGGAGGCCCUGGCCAAGGACGGCAAGCUGGACACGUUCCUGUAUGCGCGGCGGUUUGCCGCUGCGUUUGGCGGGAACUGGCACGUGCGCUGCAACGGCUACCGGGACGCGUCAUGCAAGGGGUUUCUGCGCAACUGGGCGCUUGGCAAACGCCCGCCAGAGAGCGGCGCGCGCGACAAGCAGAUCAACUGCAUCACCCGGCUCGCCCCGCUCCUGUGCGCCUUCAGCGGCGCGGACACCGGUACCUUGCACGCGGUGGUGGAGCAGACGACGCGCGUCACGCAGAACAUGCCCGAGGCCGUGGCGUGGGCGACGCUGGGCGCAUACGUGCUCGACCCUGUGCUUGCGCGCGGCACGCAUCCGCACGACGCCGUGCAAGGCGCGCUGCAGCGCGUGGAGGAGCGGGUGGCACGCGCUGGCACGGCGCGGGAGGAGGUUGCGGCCGACGAGCUGUACCUGGUGGCGGGUCACAUGUACCAGCCGCUGCGGUGGAGCGUGUGGGCGGACGUGCGCGAGGCCGUGGAUGAGCUGGGCAGGAACUGCCACACCCCCAACAGCUACCAGACCCCCGUGCACGCCGUGCUGCACCACCUGGCCCAGGCGCCCGCGCUCCAGCAGCGAGGCAGCCACGGCAGCUGCGAUAGCGGUGGUGAUGGUGGUGUUGGAGGUGAUGGUGGUGUUGGAGGUGGUGAAAAGCUGAAUGGCAAUGACCUGAAUGGCGAGGGUCGUUCUGGUGGAGGAGAAGGUGGUGAUGGCAGUCGUGGAGGCGGCGGCGCCACUGGACAGGAGCGUGUGACCAUGGACGAGUUGGUCGCGGAGUGUAGGCGUGUGUAUGUGGAGUGCAUGCGGGAGGCCAUGCGCCAGGGCGGGUGCUGUGCGAGCCGGUGCGGCGUGAUUGGCGCCCUGCUCGGCGGCUACCUGGCUGGGGUGCUUGCAUCAGCGGCAGCGGAUACCAGCAGCGGGAGCAGUUUUGACGGCGGCAGCGGCGGCGGUGGCGAUGGGGAUGGGCUGGACAGUGAAGUGGGUGGCGGCGAUGAGGAGGACGCCCUGGACCGCCACCUGGGCAGCGUUGCGCUUGCAUUCAUUCCGCCAGAGUGGAAGCAGAAGACGCUGGCGUUUGCAGACGCGCACCGCUGGGCCAGCACCAUCCUCAACGCCAGGCAGCACUGA